AUGCGCUGGGUUAUCCCGAACUUCCUGGCAGUGUUGGCUGUGAGCGGUUUCUUUUCUUCAGUCUUUACACGGCCAACUGCAGACAGUGAGCCCUUGGAAGGCCAGUCUAUUGGCAAUGAUUUCGGCGAUGCUAUCGCACGAACCAACACCGAUAAGCCUAACGAUGAUGGCGAUGCUCCUGAUGUUCAUCAGGAGGACUUAGCCACCGCGCUUGAGGCGAUCCACCUAGAAGGUCAUAACCAUAGCAUUGUCAGCCGAGGUGUAAAAGAGGAGAAUGAGGUGGACCAGUCUUUCAAUUCGGCCUGGAAGGAGCGGACGUUUUACCGCUUCAUUGCAGCCAAAGACAUGGGCUCCAAGGAACUUGCUCCAGACGAGAUCAAAAACCUAGCCGAAAAGGGCUACGAGAAGAUUAAGGACAGGUUUUACUUCAACGGGAAUGUGAUCGUGUCUGCGCUCUUUAUCCCAGAUGUUGGAGUCGCGGUAGGUUCCAAGCCCCGUGGCAGAGGAAUCGUCGAUGAGAUAUUGGACAAAAGUCACAAAGUCAGCAAUAAAAAUAAACCCGUGAAGGACUGGUUUCAGCGAUAUUGGAACCAGGUAAACUCACGAAAGAUCUCGAAUCCCUGUGGCCCCGUUAGUAAGGAAGAUCUGUACCACGCAGAGGACUUGGUGAUAAUUAAGGGAGCAGACGAGUACUUGAAAAAGCUGAAAAUCACGGAAUGA
Molecule: messenger RNA, 720 nt
Organism: Aspergillus pseudotamarii
Lineage: Eukaryota; Fungi; Ascomycota; Eurotiomycetes; Eurotiales; Aspergillaceae
Exons: 2
Coding region: 1-720 (239 amino acids)
Source: RefSeq, a predicted model, not a curated record